Messenger RNA from Darwinula stevensoni, 1233 nucleotides. The record is from the annotation of a GenBank genome assembly. Lineage: Eukaryota; Metazoa; Arthropoda; Ostracoda; Podocopida; Darwinulidae.
AUGCGCCUGCAAGCCUACCGUUUUGAGAUGAUUCCGAAUGGAGCCCAGACCAGCCACCUGGGUCGUUUUGCGGGUGCCUGCCGGUUCGUCUACAACAAGGCACUGGCAUUGCAGAAGGAACGUCACGAGCGCGGCGAGAAGAAGCUGGGUUAUGCCGGGUUAUGCAAGCUGCUCACCGAGUGGCGCAACAGCGCCGAAACACCUUGGCUCAAGGAUUCACCUGUUCACCCACUCCAGCAGACAUUAAAGGACCUGGAGCGUGGAUACACGAACUUCUUUGCCAAACGCGCCUGUCAUCCAAAGUUCAAGCAAAGAGGCAAUCCGCAAAGCAUCCGCUUCCCCGACCCAAAACAGUUCAGGCUCGACGGGGCCAACGCAAGAUUAUUUCUGCCCAAGCUUGGUUGGAUUCGACUCAGGCUAUCGCGCCAGGUAGAGGGUGAACUCAAGCAGGCGACGAUCAUUGAGUCCAAUGGACGCUGGUUCGUCUCGAUUCAGACAGAGCGUGAAUGCGAAGUGCCGGUUCACCCAGAACAGCAACGUGAGCUGGCACUGGACUUGGGUGCCAGAAAGGACUUCGCGCUGGCGAUCAGUCAAGACGGUGCGAUGGUCAAGACGCUCAACGCCUACCGAAAGGCAGAAGGCAGAUUGAGGCAUCUUCAGCGCUGCUUGUCUCGCAAGAAGAAGGGGUCGAAGAACCGAAAGAAGGCCCGGUACAAGGUUGCAAGGUGCCACCAGAAAGUGGCGAAUCAACGCAAGGAUUUCCUGCACAAGGUCAGCAACAUCCUCACUCGGGACUACGGCGUGAUCAUUGUCGAAGACCUCAAGGUCAAGGACAUGACCAAAGCCAAGGUCAACCCCAGGCAGAAGAACAAAGCCAUCCUGGAUCAGGGAUGGUUCAUGUUCCGCCAGUUGCUGGAAUACAAGGCCGAAUGGCGGGGUGGUCUGGUGGUUACGAUUGAUCCGGCCCACACCAGCACAACGUGCAAUGCGUGUGGGCAUCGGGACACCGAGAACCGGAAGUCACCGGACAAGUUCCAGUGCGUUGCGUGUGGGCACACGAUGCUGGCAGAUCAGAACGCUGCCAUCAACAUACAAAGGGCGGGGCACGCCCGGUUAGCCUGUGGAGAGGACGUCAGUCACCGCGCAAGCGGUGCAGCCUCUGUGAAGCAGGAACCCACCGAAGCCUUGGUGGACUUAAUGUCCACCAAGGCCUUAGGAAUCUCCGUCCUUUAG